CAUGUGGGACACGAUUAUCUUAAGACACGGUUGCAGUAGUUAUUCUAGGUGUACAUAUGUCAGUGGCCUGUGUGGAGUACAAGGAAAUAUUUCUUAUUGGUGAGUUCUAGAACUGCUUGUCUGUGUCAUUCCUGCAGAAGCAAAACAACAUUCACCUCCAGUGACAUUAGCCAUGCAAAGUACACGGAUGUUAGUUGAUAGAAUAUAUGGAUGACCUUUGAUACUAUCUAGACAGCUAGCUUUGCUAUUGAAAUGUCUCUUGUUUUAACGUAAAAAAAAAUCCUUAAAUUAAAUCAGUUCACUGCUAAAGGAAGAUAAGAUGUGAAAAACGUCGUCUAUAUAGCUGAAUAUGCAUCAAGAAGCACUGUUGUGCUGAAUAAUUAAUAAUGAAAAAGACGGUCUUCCAACAACAUGGAUUGGGGAACUCUUUAUGAUGUCAUUGGAGGGGUCAACAAAUAUUCCACCAGCAUUGGCAAAAUUUGGCUUUCGGUGCUUUUCAUAUUCCGUAUAAUGAUCCUGGUGGUGGCUGCAGAAAGUGUUUGGGGCGAUGAACAGGCAGACUUUAACUGCAACACCUUACAGCCAGGAUGCAAAAAUGUCUGCUAUGAUCACCACUUCCCAGUGUCUCACAUCAGGCUCUGGUGCCUUCAGCUCAUUUUUGUAGCAACACCGGCACUGUUGGUUGCCAUGCAUGUGGCCUACCUGAGACAUGGAGAGAAAAAGCGACUACAAAAGAAGGGAGAAUGUGAUGAAAAGCACUUGGAAGCUCUGAAGAAUCGUAAAGUUAAAAUUCAGGGCACAUUGUGGUGGACAUAUACCACCAGCAUCUUGUUCAGAGUCAUAUUUGAAGCUGCUUUCAUGUACCUCUUCUACUUUCUCUACACCGGUUUCCAUAUGCAACGCCUGGUCCGAUGUUCAGACUGGCCAUGUCCGAAUCUUGUUGACUGUUUCAUUUCUCGGCCUACUGAAAAGACAGUUUUCACCUUCUUCAUGGUGAUUGUGUCCGGCAUCUGCAUGGUCCUCAAUGUGGCUGAGUUGUGUUAUCUUGUCAUCAAGGCUUCAGUGAGAAGAUCCAAUAAAAGACACGCUGCCAAAAAAUCCUCCAACCACUCCUCCUGUACUGGAAAAGAAGAGAAACAGAACAUGUUAAAUGAGCAAAAAGAGCAAUGAACCCAGACCUGUCAAAGUGUCCUUUAUGGUUUUUUUUGUUGAACCCAGCCUGCCAUUGUGUCCAACGAAAAAUGAUUUGGUUCAUGUUCUAGACAAGCAGAAUAGAUCUGAGAAUAUAGGAGUCACAUGACUAAAAAGGGAACAUUUGUGGAUCCAGAAUAAGAAGCUGUAGAUAAUUAAUUACCGUAAAUAGUAUUUCUGCCUUUUUUAUGUUUUUUGGUGGGUUUUAUUUUCACUAUUUAUGUUACAACCGAGAAUUGUUACUGAUGUGAGUAACAGACCAAUUUUGUAAGUUUCACGACUGUAUUUUAAUGGAAAACACUGCCACUUUUCCUAUUGAGAGCUAAAUGUGCAAUGAGAUGUGCUGGAAGUAAGGCUUGACUGAAAUAUACUGUAUCAAUAACUUUUUCCAGGCCUCGAAAUGUUUUAUACAAAAACAUAAUAGAAGAAAUGUUAUGACCUUAGUAAAGUGUGUGCACUAACAUAUACUUGAGAUCCAUAGGAUUAUCCUAACCCUACCUAGAACUGCCUAAAAGUGUACAUAUUGCUGCCGUGUAUACAUUUGCUGCUAAGGAUGUGACCUUAGCAGGAAAAAAGUUAGAUGCUUCCUUACUCAAGGUGGGACUGUGUUAUGUGUUAUUUUACUUUUGAGAAGAAAACAAGGACAAUAUUAAAUUUCUAUUUUCUGCAACUACCUGCUGGUUUGACCACUGCCUAUGCUGGAUUUCUGCUGUUUUUCCACCUGGCGGGGUGUUCAUGCUUGUAUUUUGGAUUUACAGCUAAAAAGUUUCUUUCUAUGUGAAAAAUCUAGAACAAUACGAUUCUUGAUGUAGCAAAUGAAUGGCCAGAUUUGAAUAUUUUUUGUCUACUUCUUGGGGGAUGUUCAUAGCUGCAUUUCCAGCAAUAGGUCACUAGAGGGAGCGAUGCAAGUACAAAUGUCAGAAUGUGCAAAA
Molecule: messenger RNA, 2123 nt
Organism: Hyla sarda
Lineage: Eukaryota; Metazoa; Chordata; Amphibia; Anura; Hylidae
Gene: GJB2
Product: gap junction protein beta 2
Exons: 2
Coding region: 412-1170 (252 amino acids)
Biological process (GO): cell communication
Cellular component (GO): connexin complex
Source: RefSeq, a predicted model, not a curated record